GGAGUAUAAAGGCUCUGCAGCGCUGCAGAUCUGCUCCACACUGAGACUCAGAGGCCAUCAUCAUGGAGCUCCUCACCAAAACUCUCUUCCUGUGCCUCGCACUGACCCUCACUGCUGCAGACCCUGUGCCCGCACCGGACGCAGUGGCAGAGGCAGACGACGGUCUGCCGCACCGCUGUGACGAUGUGGAGUUUGACGCCAUCACUCCGGACGAGAAAGGAAUAAUGUUCUUCUUCAAGGGCCCCCACCUGUGGAGGGGAUUCGACGGAGACGCUCAGCUCUCCAACGAGUCCUUCGCCGAGCUGGACGACCUGCAUCACAUCGGACACGUGGACGCUGCGUUCCGCAUGCACAACGAGGAUAACGUGGGAGAACACGACCACGACCACAUCUACUUCUUCCUGGACGACCAGGUGUUCAGCUACUACAACCACACGCUGGAGGCCAACUACCCCAAGGCCAUCGCUGACGACUUCCCCGGAGUCCCCGGUCACCUGGACGCCGCCGCCGAGUGUCCCAAAGGAGAGUGCACCGCCGACUCCGUCCUCUUCUUCAAGGGACACGACGUGUUUGUUUAUGACCUCACCACCAAGACGGUGAAGACCAAGACGUGGGACCACCUGCCCAACUGCACCUCGGCCAUCCGCUGGCAGGAGCACUACUACUGCUUCCACGGACACAACUUCACCCGCUUCCACCCGGUGACCGGAGAGGUCAACCCCGGAUACCCCAAGGACGCCCGCAAGUACUUCAUGAAGUGUCCCGGACACACUCAUGGAGAUCAUUCCAAAAUCCCUAAAUGCAGCGAGAUGAAACUAGACGCCAUCACCACCGACGAUGACGGCAAAAGCUACAUGUUCGCAGGGGCGCUCUACAUGCGUCUGGACACGGAGCGUGAUGGCCUCCACUCCUUCUCCAUCACUCGCCAGUGGAAGGAGGUGCAGACGGGCGUGGACGCCGCUUUCUCCUACGACCACAAAAUCUACCUGAUCAAGGACGACAACGUGUUUAUCUACAAAGGAGCGGCUCCCUACACGCUGGUGGAAGGUUACCCUAAAACCCUGAAGGAGGAGCUGGGCGUGGAGGGACACGUGGACGCUGCUUUUGUCUGUCCUGCUGAAAACACAGUUCAUAUCAUCCAAGGAACGAAUCUGGUGGACGUGGACCUGUCGGCCACGCCCCGCGCCAUCACCAAGACCACGCCUCUGCCCAUCGCAGACAUCGACGCGGGUUCGUGCGACUCUCACGGCGUCAACGUGUACAAGGGCCACCACUUCUACCACUACGAGAGCGCCACCACGCUCGCCAUGAGCAAGAUCGCCCCCAUGCCCCAGGACAUCACCCACGCCAUGAUGGCCUGCCAGGAGUAAGAGCAGGAGAACUUCUGUACCGUAGAGAGUAAAUAACUGCACAUAUAUCCUCCUCCAGCUGUGAGUUUGAGUUUCUCAAUGAAUAAAAUGAUGUGGAAAACUGCAAA
This is a messenger RNA of Centropristis striata (black sea bass), 1477 nucleotides long. Its product is annotated as hemopexin-like. NCBI's taxonomy places the organism in Eukaryota, Metazoa, Chordata, Actinopteri, Perciformes, Serranidae. Gene Ontology annotation, molecular function: heme transmembrane transporter activity. Bases 63 to 1370 code for a protein of 435 amino acids. The record is from RefSeq and is a predicted model, not a curated record. The transcript is spliced from 10 exons. Gene Ontology annotation, biological process: heme transport; intracellular iron ion homeostasis.